AUAUAUAGUGAUCCAGACAAAGAUACAAUUAAUCAGUAUACAAAACGAAUGGAAUUUCUUAAAGGAUUUUUGAACACCAAAGAAAUUGAAAAUCCAGAGAAGAAAUUAGUUGCUUUGGAAAUGUUAGAACCUGUACAGGUGUCUGAUAGCCGUUCAAAAGAUAUUAAACAAAAGUAUAAAGUUACAUAUAUAAAUCAAUUGAGAGAUGAACUACUUGGAAAUGAUACAAAUGAAUUCAGAUCAUCUAGGCAACCAGAUGUAGAUAGUAGUGAUAAUUUGGAUGAAUUAUUGCGACAUCAUCAAAAUAAACAGGAAUCUAUUGCUGAAGAAUUAAUGGCAAUUACUCGAGGUUUACGAGAACAUUCCGAACUUGCUGGAAAAAUAAUUAAAAAAGACAUUGAAAUUUUAGAAAAAUCAUCAAAAGGUAUGGAUACUAAUUUUGAAAAUUUAAAAAGAGAAGAACAAAGAUUAACAGAGUUUGUAAGAAAAAGCACUUGGAGGUGUUGGAUAUGGGUUUUAGCUGUUGCUAUGGUUGCAAUUUUUAUAAAAAUGAUUUUAUUCAUCAAAGUGACAAAGAAAAGUUAAUGAAUUUGAAUUACCUUUGCGUCUAAAUAUGUUUAUGUGAUUUACACAACAUUU
Messenger RNA from Diuraphis noxia (Russian wheat aphid), 639 nucleotides. RefSeq names its product Vesicle transport protein Use1 (gene Use1). The record is from RefSeq and is a predicted model, not a curated record. Gene Ontology annotation, biological process: retrograde vesicle-mediated transport, Golgi to endoplasmic reticulum. Gene Ontology annotation, molecular function: SNAP receptor activity. NCBI's taxonomy places the organism in Eukaryota, Metazoa, Arthropoda, Insecta, Hemiptera, Aphididae. Gene Ontology annotation, cellular component: SNARE complex; endoplasmic reticulum.